This is a messenger RNA of Helianthus annuus (common sunflower), 412 nucleotides long. RefSeq lists its product as uncharacterized. The coding region runs from base 48 to 377 and encodes 109 amino acids. Lineage: Eukaryota; Viridiplantae; Streptophyta; Magnoliopsida; Asterales; Asteraceae. The record is from RefSeq and is a predicted model, not a curated record. Gene Ontology annotation, molecular function: zinc ion binding. The transcript has 2 exons.
AGUCUUCAACUUUUAGGGCUUUCUCUAUGUGAUCUUGGCGAUUAAGCAUGGUUAUCUGCCAAUGUGGGAAAGAGGCUGUGAUCGUAACAUCAUGGACUAGCAAGAACCCUGGUCGUCGAUUUUAUGCAUGCCCUGAACCGGGGAGAAAUUGUCGAUUUAUUGGCUGGUACGAUCAGAAAAGGUGUCAAAGAUGCAUCGAUAUCAUACCUGGUUUGCUAAGGAGGAAGAACGCAUUGGAAGAAUCUAACAAGUUGCUUAAUCAGGCCAACAUAGUUGUUGAAGGAAAACUUAAAGAAAGUGAAGCAAAAGCUAUAAAAUUGAAGAAGAUUUUGGUUCUAAGUUGGGUCUUGUUCAUAGUUUAUGUGUUGUUUGUUUAAGUGCAGUAGUUUUUAAUCCUGAUGUAAGGACAUUA